Messenger RNA from Dovyalis caffra, 756 nucleotides. NCBI's taxonomy places the organism in Eukaryota, Viridiplantae, Streptophyta, Magnoliopsida, Malpighiales, Salicaceae. The record is from the annotation of a GenBank genome assembly.
AUGGUCCGAUGGUCCGUCGUGUUGUUUGACUCAGCAAAGGCUCUUGCUUUCAAGAAUGUUCCAACUCGUGAAGAAGUUAAGGAAGCCAUCUUCAGAACAUUAACAAGGAAUGGAAUGUUUGAUAAUUCACAUAUUCGACUAUCUCUCACACGAGGAAAGAAGGUUAGUUCUGGGAUGAGCCCAGCAUUUAACCUCUAUGGAUGCACCCUAAUUGUGCUUCCAGAAUGGAAACCCCCGGUAUAUGAUAAUGCACAUGGUAUAACUAUGGUGACUGCUACCACACGGCGUAAUUCCCCAAAUAAUUUGGAUUCGAAAAUUCACCACAACAACCUCCUGAAUAACAUACUUGCAAAGAUUGAAGGGAAUAAUGCAAAUGCUGAUGAUGCAAUCAUGCUUGACAAGGAUGGUUUUGUGUCGGAAACAAAUGCUACAAACAUUUUUUUAGUGAAAAAAGGCAGAGUUCUGACACCUCAUGCUGAUUAUUGCCUUCCUGGUAUCACCCGAGCUACUGUUAUGGAUUUAGUGGUGAAAGAGGGUUUGGUCUUAGUGGAGAGAAGAAUCAGCUUAUCAGAGUUCCACACUGCAGAUGAGGUAUUUACAACUGGAACAAUGGGAGAGCUUAGCCCGGCUGUGGAGAUUGACGGACGUGAAGUUGGCGAUGGACGAGUGGGGCCUGUGACUCGAAAGUUGCAAAAUGCUUACAAAAAGCUUGCAGAAGAGUCAGGAGUGCCAAUUCCAUCCUAUCAGAAGAAAUAA